AUGUCGUCUCUCAAGCGAAAAGCACCUCCCACGUCCGCCAGCCAACCGAAAAGAAACGGCGACCUUACGUCCUUCUUCGGCCCUCCGAAAGUCACCCCCUCCACGGGCGGGACAUCCGUGACACAGACGACAAACACUUCAUCCAACACGACAGUCGAUCCGCCCCCAUUGAAAUUCGACAAGGAGAAAUGGGUGGCCAGCCUGACGGAGGAGCAGAAGAAACUGUUGAAACUCGAAAUCGACACGCUCGACCCGAGCUGGCUCGGACAGUUAAAGGAAGAAGUCACGUCGCCCAGUUUUCUGGACCUGAAGCGCUUCUUGCAGAAGGAGAUGGAUUCCAGGCAGAAGAUCUAUCCGCCGCUCGAAGACGUGUAUAGCUGGUCUCGUCACUGUCCUCUGCAUAAAGUGCGCGUAGUGGUUCUCGGCCAAGACCCCUACCACGGCCACAACCAAGCCCACGGGCUCUGCUUCUCCGUCCGGCCCCCGACACCUGCCCCGCCGUCUCUCAAGAACAUCUACAUUGCCAUCAAGAAAGACUAUCCCAACUUCAAUCCACCACCGAACAAGUCGGGCCUGCUCACCCCCUGGGCCGACCAGGGCGUCCUGCUGCUCAACACCUGCCUGACCGUGCGCGCCGGCCAGGCCAACUCGCACGCCAACCACGGUUGGGAGAAGUUCACGCAGAAAGUCAUCGACACGGUGGUCAAGGUCCGCACUCGUGGCGUCGUGUUUCUGGCUUGGGGCUCGCCGGCCCAGAAACGCUGCGAGAAGAUCACCGGGGCGCGUCACCUGGUUCUCAAAAGCGUCCAUCCGUCCCCGCUCAGCGCGCAUAAGGGCUUUUUCGACUGCGGCCAUUUCAAGAAGGCGAACGACUGGUUGGAAUCGCGCUAUGGUGCGGAAGGAGUGAUCGAUUGGAACCUGAAUGUUUCGCAUCCCAUCAAGGCGUCCCCGGUCCAGAGCCCGGUCGUGGUGACCGCGAGCCAGGAGAAAGAGAAGACGCCUGACGAGGACGGUCCGGUGACGGAACUGGCGGAGAAGAAACCCGGCGAGAAACUGCUGCAGCAGGACGAGUUUGAUGGCGAGGACGACGAAGAUGCCAUCGCCGCGUUGGAGGAGAUCGCCAAGCAAGAAGAUGAACAGAAUCUGAGGAGGCGAACAUGA
This is a messenger RNA of Capronia coronata CBS 617.96, 1161 nucleotides long. Its product is annotated as uracil-DNA glycosylase. Gene Ontology annotation, biological process: base-excision repair; base-excision repair, AP site formation via deaminated base removal. Gene Ontology annotation, molecular function: uracil DNA N-glycosylase activity. The record is from RefSeq and is a predicted model, not a curated record. NCBI's taxonomy places the organism in Eukaryota, Fungi, Ascomycota, Eurotiomycetes, Chaetothyriales, Herpotrichiellaceae. Gene Ontology annotation, cellular component: mitochondrion; nucleus. The transcript has 2 exons. Bases 1 to 1161 code for a protein of 386 amino acids.